CGCGGGACAAGAACGAACUCGACCGUAAACAACAACCUUCCCUUGCAAGUCAUUUUCUCCCUCUUAUUGCAACAUUGCACGAUGGUUUCCGCCGCCGAUGAGCCCAGAAUGCGCGUCAACGGUGCAACACUCGCCCAGCAUAAUGGCAGACCCGUGGUGCUGAUGGGACAGGUCGAAAAGAUUGAUCCAUCUGGAAUGAUGAUAUUAGUGAAGGCAAGUGAUGGUCAGUCAGUCCAGGUCAAGUUGCAGGAGCCACUGCAGGAAAACCUCGAAGGUCUUAUAGAAAUCCACGGCUUUGGUCAAGGUCGUCAAGUUAUGUGCCAGAGUUAUGUGUCCUUCCCCAUGGAAUAUGCCAGCAGUUUUGAUAUGGAUGCUUAUGAUCAAGCUAUCAGACUUUUGCACUCAGUAACUCCAAAUCCAUGGAAAUUCAAAGAAAAACAGCAUUUAUUUCAAGAAAAUGUAUCUUUUGUUUGCAUUGAAAUAAUUGCAAAAUGUUUGGUAAGGCUGUGGGCCAUUGCAAAAAUAUGAUGGCUUGUUGUGAUGUAAAGACAAAUAUUAUCAUAUUGUCAAAUAAUAUCAGUGGAAGAAAGAAUUAUUCAUGCUUAAGGAAGAGAUUUUUGUUAUAAUUCCCUCUGAGCUUAAUAAAGCUGUACUUUUAAAAAA
Penaeus monodon (black tiger shrimp) is the source of this 663-nucleotide messenger RNA. RefSeq names its product replication protein A 14 kDa subunit-like. Gene Ontology annotation, biological process: mismatch repair; DNA replication; base-excision repair. Gene Ontology annotation, molecular function: damaged DNA binding; single-stranded DNA binding. The record is from RefSeq and is a predicted model, not a curated record. Gene Ontology annotation, cellular component: nucleus; DNA replication factor A complex; site of double-strand break. Lineage: Eukaryota; Metazoa; Arthropoda; Malacostraca; Decapoda; Penaeidae.